GUCAGCUGUUUCACACUGAAAUGAGCGAGGUGUUGAGCCAAGAUGGCGUCCGUCGAAGAGCCAGUUUCCGUUUUUAGCUGAGAGCAAGGGGGUGGGUCUAAAACUGCAUCACAGCUGAUCUGGAGGUUUGUCCCCCCUCAAGUUGUUUUUUGCAGAGAGCUGCUUUGCAGAGAUUCACAGGGGGACCUCUCUCUUGUUAUUUUUAACCUUGCGCCUCUUUAAAAAACUACACUUCCAUUUUUCCUCAACCCAUUAUCAGAUUUAAACCCCCGCGCAGUUUCAUUAUGCCACUUCUCUUCUGUAUAAACUGCUUUUAUCGCAAUUUUUCACUGGAAUACCCUCGUCUUUUUGUCAUCCAUGGUGAAUUGAACCCAUGUCUGACCCAGUUUUAGUGUUUUUGCCUUCCCAGCAUCCCAUGUGUUAGUGCGAGCCGCCAGUGGAGAUGUUUUCGGCAGGAGAGGAGGAGGUUAAUUCCCAUUUGUUUACCUCACUGAAGGAGUCCCCUGGAGCUGCAAUUUCCCCAACACUGGAGCUCAGUCUGACAACCAUCUACACCGUCCUCUACUCUUUCCUGUUUGUUUUCGUUUACCUGCAGCUCUGGCUCAUUUUGCACUACGGACACAAGCGCUUCAGCUACCAGAGUGUGUUUUUGUUUCUGUGUUUGCUGUGGGCAGCGCUGAGGACGACCCUUUUCUCUUUUUACUUUAAAAAUGUGGUGCAGGCCAACCAGCUGCAGCCUCUGGCCUACUGGCUGCUCUACUGCUGCCCCGUCUGCCUGCAGUUCUUCACCCUCUGCCUGCUAAACCUUUACUUCACACAGGUGAUGUUUAAGGCUAAAGCAAAGUAUUCCCCAGAACUCACCAAAUACAAGGUUCCUCUGCGUUUGUUCUUCCUGUGUCUCAGUAUAUUUUUCCUGGUGGUGAAUUUAACUUGCGCAUUGUUGGUGCAAGGAGCUCUGGAGCGCUCUGAAUCACCAAGUGAUGGGGAUAUCAGACAUGCGGUCCUGGCCCGGGUCCUGAUCAACGACAGUCUGUUUGUCCUGUGUGCCAUCUCUCUGGCUGUCUGCAUCUUCAAGAUCGCCAAGAUGUCCUCUGCCAACGUUUACCUUGAAUCCAAGGGUACAUCGGUGUGCCAAGCUACAGCUAUAGGAGCUGUGGUGAUUCUCCUCUACACAUCCAGAGCCUGUUAUAACCUGGUGGCCGUGGCUCUGUCACCACAGGACAGAUCCAGUCCCUUCAAUUAUGGCUGGUACAAUGUUUCUGAUCAGGCUGAUGUUCAGGAGAUCAGCGGUGAAGCCUACAUCGUGUUUGGGAUCAUUUUGUUCUUCUGGGAGCUGCUACCCACCAGUUUAGUGGUGGUUUUCUUCAGAGUCCAGAGACCCAACCAAAACCUGGCUCCAGGAGGGAUGAUCAACAGCCACAGUUUCAGCUCCAGAGCGUAUUUCUUUGACAACCCUCGACGGUACGAUAGUGAUGAUGACCUGUCCAGGAGCAUUAACAACAGGACUGAUCGGACCAGCCUCCUCUCCCCCACCCCCCAGCUGGGGACGUCUAGUUGGUACGGCGCCAUCCAGCGCAACGGGACCCUGACGGCAGGCGUGGCGCCGGCCCAGCAGCCGCCGUCUUCCACAGCGCCCCUCCUCUUUGCCUACGGAAACAUCCAGAGCCAACAUCAUCACCACCACAACUACUACUCCACCCCGCAGAACAACUACCACCAUCAUCAUCAUCACAGUAACUACUAUUCCACGCCACAGAAUUAUUACUGUGGAUCACAAACGCAUUUCUGCACACCGCAGAAUUGAGCGGGCUCCACCGUGAAGAUUGACUAAUAACUUCCUGCGUUUUUUGUCACCAUCUUGCUUCCCCGGUUACAUCAAAGCAGAAACUUUUGAGUGAUGAUCGGAAGUAUUGCUGAAGUUGGGCGUCAAAAUUGGUUCGCCAUAUUAUUCUGGUAAGAGGUGGUGGCAUCAGCUACUGUGCCAAGACUAACUGCUUUUUGAGGACAUCAGGGAGGUUUAUAUGGCGUGUAUGGACCACGAUGAAAAUCAUUGCAGGCCAUGGACCAGGGUUUUAGCGCUAAUGUGGCUGAUAUAAAGUCUAUAUAAACUUGAUAUGGUCUAUAAAGACCAAAUGUGUUGGUCAGAUUGCCAUUUCUGAGGCUGGAAUCAUCAGGGACCAGAUAAUCAUUGUUCUCAUCAUCCUUUCUCCCUUUUCUUGAUAAUUUGCUUCGAUCGAAAGAACCAUUCUGUUCCAUUAUAUUCAGUCAGCAGUGGUCAAACUGUGAUUUGGGAUCGAAAAUGGCUUGAGUGACUGUUUAACGGGCAGACAUUUGAUACGAGUGUUGUAAUUAGCUGGAAAAGAACAGUAGAGGGUGCUAGCUUGCUGGCUUGAUCUUCCUCAAAAAGGCUUUUCUGGUGAUGAAAACCAAAUGAUAUGCAUCCAUAAACGGCAUUUCAUAGUGUGUCUUUAUUUUAGGUCCGGUUAUGUAUGACAGGAAUUAGCUGCUGCUAAUUUGCCGUUAGCUUUUGGAGCAGUGAGAGCUAGCUUACACCCAAUCCUAACAGCAACUGAUCAUCUAUUUAACCAAGAAAUGUCUCGGAAGUGACCCAGCAAAGCCAAAAUCCAAAAAGCUCAUGAAAGGUUCCUCCAUUACAGACUUUGCAAUUCUCAUAACUGACCAUUUUAUUUCAGUGUUCACAAACAUGUAAACUGCUUAGCCCCCAAAAUAUAUGUGAAAUUUAUAUGUAGCUGCCAUAAAAGUGUAAAUGUCAAUCUCAUUAACAUGAGCUUAAUUAAUGAUUAAAUGUGUCAUCAAAUAAAUCCAUUCAUAAACACAAUUUUAACAGCCUUUAAUGACAAAUCUGCACAGUUACAAGAACAUGUCACUGCUGUUGGCUAAAAAUAUUUAUUGAUAUUUUCCAUAAUUGAAUAAUUGUUCGAGGUUUUUCAGCAAAAACUGGCAAGUGCUCACUGGCUAUAGCUUCUCAAAUUAGAAUAUUUUUUGGUUUUCAUACUGAUCUAUGACAGUGAACUGAAUAUCUUUGUGUUAUGAACUGUAAUAAGUAAUAAUAUAUAACCAACAUUCAACAUUGGAGUAGAAGUCAGGAGUAUGAUUGUUUGUCAACUGGGUGGAAGGAAACAUAUUUGACCAAAAAUUCUUCAUGUAAUCUGAUCCUUUGUUAGCUGUGAGGCAACACUUUUGCACUUAGAAGAAGUUCACCUUCAGAGGAAAGGCUUAAGGCCUGAAUGUAGGAUUUCCUACCUUGUUUUACAUAUUUUUUCUCAGUGAUCCUCUGUAUUAUCAAUGUUACUAUUUAUCCUUUGACAAAGGAAAUAUCAAUGUGCCAUCACAUUGUGUCAUAUCUAAUAGUUUCAUUCCUUACGGAAGAAUAUUUUUGCACAAGAAAUGGUCGAGUGAUGUGUGUUUUUAAUUGUUUGUGUCUUCAAGCUAAUCAAUUUCUAAUCCAAGUGUGACAUUUUGAGUCAGUAUGUGUGUGUGAUCUAGUGUGUUAGUAUGCUUUUAUACAUUUUUUUUUAUUUUACAUUGAUUUUUACUGUCUAACAGAUUUUAUAGUUUAUUUUUUUUUCACUUUCCAACUCUCCCAACACCAUUAACAAUGAAUUUUCUGAAUCUCAUGACAGACUGCAGUUUGUAAGCAAUAUUUCACUUUGAGGGAACAUUUCUCAGACUACAAUCAGUGUAUCUGUUCAAAUCAAGAUUGUCAGGACCGAAGGAAAAAGAAAAUGCUGCGUGUGUGUGUUAGAAAACUUUAGCUAUCAUGAAACUCAAUCUGUAAAUGACCAUGUAAACUUAUGACUUCAUAUAAGAAAAAACAAAAAAGCAACAUUGCAGCUGGAUUUACCAUCAACAGCAAAAAAAGGCUUGUAACUGGUAACCAUAUACAAGCAGUGACUGGAAAGCCUGGUUCUGUUUCUUGGAACAAGUGACAGGUAAAGUCAUUUACCGCUGCUCGUGCUCAAAGAUUCCAUCACUUGUAUCGAGAAGUUACAUAAGACAUAUUGAAAUGCAGUGAAGGAAAUGAAGUUCUCAUUGUUGGGUCCAGCUGUUCACCUAUUUCAGAAAAAUUAACAUCUGCAGUGCAUGCUUCUGCAUCAGAGUGCAAGAACUCAGUGUGAUAUUUUUUUUUUCCCAAGGUGAUAUUUGUGUAAAAAUGUUGAUCUAUCUGCUAUGAGAAGACAAUGAUAAUUGCUUUAUGUUAUGAUUGUUUUAUCCGUGGCCAUCUGAAUGUAACCUAUUGUGAAACAGAUCACUAAAGAUGUAUGCAAGAAAAGCACUACCAUGUUUAAAUAAAGGCCUACUGCACUGUUUUUAAAACAAAAGAUGAACCAGAGUUUUUCACCAUAAUGGUCACAAACUGCUACAUCACAACAGGUGUUAUCACCAGGCUCGAGUGUAAGGGAGACACACCAUGUCAAAGCUUAACAAAUGAUAUUUAAUUGAACAAAUUCAACCAAAUUAAAGGAUGUAACUGACUGAUUAAAGUAUGAGGCGUGGAAGUCUGUGGGGUCAGUGGUGUCUGUGAUGUGUGUCGGAAGGUGCAUGAAAGUAAAAGUAAUAACUAAGGCAGCAUAACUAAACCAAAACAGGUGCCUAACCCUAACCUGGCAACACCAGGCACCAGGUGUUCCCAGUUGGGCUAACGAGCUACCUGUAGAGCAGACAGGUGA
Molecule: messenger RNA, 4691 nt
Organism: Thunnus maccoyii (southern bluefin tuna)
Lineage: Eukaryota; Metazoa; Chordata; Actinopteri; Scombriformes; Scombridae
Gene: gpr137c
Product: G protein-coupled receptor 137c
Exons: 8
Coding region: 443-1804 (453 amino acids)
Biological process (GO): positive regulation of TORC1 signaling
Cellular component (GO): lysosomal membrane
Source: RefSeq, a predicted model, not a curated record